This is a messenger RNA of Rhizophagus irregularis DAOM 181602=DAOM 197198, 2339 nucleotides long. The record is from RefSeq and is a predicted model, not a curated record. NCBI's taxonomy places the organism in Eukaryota, Fungi, Glomeromycota, Glomeromycetes, Glomerales, Glomeraceae.
UGACGUCGAUCGAAGAUGCCAUGAAAAAGAUUUUGGAGGGAAUUCAUAAACAAAUGAACGUAGACAAUGUAGACAAUAAUAAGCCCAAGCCCAUGGCUCUAAAACAACGUGACCUUAAGCAAGCUAUUGAUGUGAUUGACAGGAAUUUUUGUAAUUCCUUAGAUAAAAAAGAAGCUAUAAAAAAAGAAACUCCCACGGCAAAGACAAACUAUCGAAUCCUUUUAUGCGGUGGGGCACCUGGCAUAGGAAAGACACGUUAUGGAGUUGAAUUGUUUAAUUGUCUCUACAAAGAAUGGAAGAUAUCAAAAGGCCAAAAGCCUUACAUGCUUUACAUGCUUCUUGAUUUCUCUAAUGGCUAUGCUUUAGAUGAAUACGAAAUCCAAGGAGAUAUGAAAAUUGCAUCGGAAAUCAUUCUUGGAUUGCGGUUGGCAUACUACUUUUUUGUCAAAAAAAAAUAUGUGAUGAGUUUUGCAAUGUUUAGUACAAAAGCCAAUGAAUAUAAACAUAUUUUCAAGUUGGAUAAUGUCCUCGCGCACAUCUACAGCCAUGAACACAAAAGACUUCAACCUGGCCAGCAUCUUUUCAUUUUUCUCCAAAUUGAUGAAUUUCAGCUUAUUUUUAAAGAUCGAAAGGAAAGAGCUGAAUUAUUUAAACAGUUAAUGUAUGUUCUUGGGCAUCACAUGACCGGAAAAAUUCCAAACAUAUUCAUACAGACUCUACUAUCAGGUACAGCACCACAGGACGCAAUACGAGCAAUGGAACCUUCAAUGUAUUCUUGUGAACCUCUUGACCUUCCACUGCUUUCCUUGGAGUCACGCCUUGAUAUAAUGAGGGAAUUUGCAACAAAUCACGAUGUUUCUGAUUGUGUAUGGGUGCCAAAAAUUUGGAUACAUCAAUUACUCCUUGAUACAGGUGGUCUUCCACGUGCUUUGGAAUACCUUUUUACAGAAUUAUUCGGGCAAAAUUUUACAAAUAUUAAGGAAUUUUUUGAAAAUCUCGAAAAAAGGAUCCCAAUCCCAUCAACAAUCUAUGCAAUCUAUGCCAAUGUCGCAAACGAUAUUAAUAGUGCAUAUAAAAUCAAAGCUUAUGCUAGAAACCAUAAAAUUCUCAUAUACGAGCUUAUUUACAGAAAUAUUAUGGUAAUCGAAUCAGAUAUGUCUGAUGAGUUACAAGAUGGUAACUCUACUGAAAAAUUAGAACAUUUGGAGCGUGAUAGGCACUUGAUACUAAGGAAAUUGGAAGGAAAAGAUAAAGUUCUAAUUGAUAUACCAUACUUCUUUAUGUAUCUUUAUGCUGAUGUCCUUGGAAUUUUUACAGAAAAUCUAAAUAAAGCAUUUUUACCUGAUUCAGAUUGGUCAUGGAAUAAUUGCGAUUUUACACUGGGCCUGUUGAUCAAUUUUGAACCUGUUGAAAUCUAUGAAUUAAAACAUCAAUUUCCAUGCCUGAACCUUUCUGCAAAAGCGGGAAAAACUGCUAUGUUAAAGCCAGGUUACAUUAUGAUCAAUGGUUAUUCGGCACCAUUUGCAGAUGUUUUCUUUUUAGUAGAUAACCCUGAGCCCAUUCUUAUUGCUGUUCAAUGCAGAUGGAGAAAAGUAUCUCUUGAUUUGGAAACAAUCAAAGAUGAGCAUAAGAAAAAUGCAGGUGUUUCUAGUAAAAUGAAAGAAAAAGCCAGAAAAUUGAGGAACGAUGCCAAUACAGCGAGCAAAAAGAAGGGAGAUGAGUUACGAUAUGAGGCAGAGCAAUAUACACAACUUGCUAAUCUUUUGAGCAAAUACCGUAUCAUUACAAUUUUUAUUACCACUCAGCGGUUUAGUGAGGAAUUAGAAUGCAUCCCUGAGGAUUGUAUUCUGAUUCAUCAAGAAAAUUUUGAUACUUUCUUCGGACCUGUAUUUUCUUCUCGUGCCAAGUUUGUAAUGACUAGAGAUUCAAAUCCAAAUAUGAGUACUGCAAGUCAAUUGGCAUCAAGAUACGAAGCAAUUAGUGAAGAUAUGGGGGAGAGAAUAGAAAAAACUAGAAAGAGAAGGACCUUUAUGUCACAUGAAGAUUUCUGUAAAGAAUUUCCGGAAUUAGCUAGUGAUGAUGAGAUCCGAAGUAAUUUUGUUUACUACCCAUACCGUCCACAUAUAGAAUCCUUUGAACAUCCAAACAAGAGAACACGUGUUUAAGAUAAAACCUUUUUCGACUUUUUUUUCUACCGCGUUGGAUUUCGUCAUUGUUAAUAUUUUAUGAAUAAUGUCAUUCUUUAUCACAUUACACAAUGCACAUAUAUUCACAUGUAUACAUAAAAAGUGACUUGUAGUUUUAUUUUAUUAAUAAAGUAUCAUAUGCAUUAUAUAAAA